Molecule: messenger RNA, 360 nt
Organism: Puccinia triticina
Lineage: Eukaryota; Fungi; Basidiomycota; Pucciniomycetes; Pucciniales; Pucciniaceae
Exons: 3
Coding region: 1-360 (119 amino acids)
Source: RefSeq, a predicted model, not a curated record
AUGAAGUUCACAAUUAGCUUGUUUGUAGCUCUUAUGAUGGCCAUCUCAGUUCAAAGUAGUUUACCCUAUACAUGCCUGGCUGAAAAGGACAAGCCAGAGGGCAGUUGCGUAGCAAGCAAUGAGGAUGAUCAAGGAACUCUCACCUAUUUUGUUACUCUCGCCACUCCUGUCGACAGCAAGUUUUCUUGUGAGAAGGUGAAAGUCGGAGAAAAGCCUACAACAGAUACUGCUUGUUGCGCUACCGGCACCACACCAUCGGGUGGAGCCCCGGAUCCCAAGGGCAUGAGCAAAGAUGAUUACAACAAAAAGUGUGGAAAGGCCGAUCCUAAGAGCAGUGCCGGCGGCGGCGACCCGAAGUGA